GGAGCGCUUACAAGCGCUAUGCGUAGCUGCGUAGAGUCGUAGGUGUUUUAUUUAAUUUGACCGUGAAACAACGCGAAUGAAUAAAGUCCAGUUUUGUUUGUUAAUUGAAUGAUGAGUUGAUUAAUUUGUGGUGAUUGUGAUCAUUGGUAAUUGGUCAUUGCUCAUUGUUCAUCGUCAUUAUUGAAAGGGUAAUUGGGGGUUUUUAUCGUGCUUUCUUUUCUUUUGUUUGGAGCGUCAGUGAUUUCGCAAUGGCGCUUGGUGCCGUGGGGCCUGAGAAAUUGUUAUGUGAUUGUGAGGUUUAUUGAGGUGGUGGUGUGUCGUGAUCAUCAACGAGAAUAUAACUGUCAAGAAAUCAACCAGGAUGGCCAGCUGACGGAUACACUCGACGUUAACGAGGAGUUUGUCUGGAAGGACGCUGAGGAAGAGGAGAACAAAGGCAGUGGAAGGAUGCUGGGAAGCGUGGGAGGCCGGCACGUGUCUACGCGUCGGCGUGGCAGUAGUCCGCUGGUGCGUGUCGGUGCGGGCCUCACGCAACAUGGGACCCCUGGGGAAAAUUCACUCAUGCCAUCCGAUGCACCGAGAUACACAAGGCGCCGGAGGGCUGUCACAACUAGUGAUCACAAGAGCUGUGCCCUCAUUCAAACACGCCUCAAGCUCGGUGAUAUCAUGUUGGCAGCAGCGCAAGAGGCGGCACAAAGAGAUCCUGGAUACGCGAGUCAGUACAGGAGAAGGCAGAGGUCGGCCGGACUGAGUGGUCUCGGUGACUGGGCUAGCUUUGGAGGGGAGGGACCUGGUCUGGUGGUAAUGGCGCCAGGUCGGGAUCAGGGGGGUGGGGCGGCCGGCGGGGGCGCUAAAGGGCCCACGUCGCUGUUUAUCCUCUCCGAGGAAAACUGCAUAAGAAAACACACACGUUUUAUAAUCGAAUGGCCGCCCUUCGAGUACGCCGUCCUUCUGACCAUCAUAGCAAAUUGCGUUGUACUCGCCCUCGAGGAGCAUCUGCCCAGAUCUGACAAGACCAUACUAGCCCAGAAACUCGAAUCAACGGAGAUUUAUUUCCUUGGAAUCUUCUGUGUAGAGGCGAGCCUCAAGAUCCUGGCUCUUGGAUUUGUUCUGCACCGUGGCUCUUACCUUCGUAACAUCUGGAACAUCAUGGAUUUUUUCGUCGUGGUGACCGGGUUCAUCACGGUGUUCCCACAAGGCAUUAGCCUGGAUAUGGAUCUGCGCACGUUGCGUGCUAUACGCGUGUUGCGACCGCUCAAACUUGUCUCCGGCAUACCGAGUCUUCAGGUGGUGCUCAAGUCUAUUAUCAAGGCGAUGGCACCUUUGCUACAGAUCGGAUUGUUGGUGCUGUUUGCCAUCGUGAUAUUCGCCAUUAUUGGUCUCGAGUUUUAUUCGGGAACACUGCACAAAACGUGCUACAGUAUAGAAGAUAUCAGUCAAAUAGUUAAAGAGGGCGAUGUGCCAAGUCCGUGCAACACAGACAACAAAUAUGAGGCACCGAUGGGUUCCCACGUAUGCAAUCCCAACAAAUCGGUAUGCCUUGAUCAGUGGGAGGGACCAAACAGCGGAAUAACCAGCUUCGACAACAUCGGCUUCGCCAUGCUCACCGUCUUCCAGUGUAUCACAAUGGAGGGCUGGACUGCCAUAUUGUACUGGACGAACGACGCUCUUGGCAGCUACUUCAACUGGGUAUACUUUAUACCAUUGAUCGUCCUUGGGUCCUUCUUUAUGCUGAAUCUAGUUCUCGGUGUUCUCAGCGGAGAGUUUGCAAAGGAGAGGGAGAAAGUGGAGAAACGACAGGACUUCCUGAAGAAGCGUAGACAUGCACAGCUCGAAAGAGAACUCUAUGGUUACGUCGAGUGGAUAUGCAAAGCAGAGGAAGUCAUUCUGGCGGAGGAGAGAACGUCGGAAGAGGAUAAAAAGCAUAUAAUAGAAUCAAGGAAGAGAGCCGAGAAAGCCAAGAAGAAAAAAUUGAAAAAUCUCGGAAAGAGUAAAAGCACAGACACUGAGGAGGAGGACGAGGACGAUCCGGAUGAUGGGUUCUCAAGAUCGUCGUACCUCAGGUCGGUGAAGGACGACGGCGCCUGUAAAAAUUUCUGGAAAAUUGAGAAGCAAACUAGGAUUUGGAUACGAAAGAAAAUUAAAAGCCAAUCAUUCUAUUGGUUCGUCAUCAUCCUUGUGUUCCUCAAUACAGUUUGCGUCGCCGUUGAACACUACAAUCAACCGGAGUGGCUUAGUGAUUUUCUCUAUUAUACCGAGUUUGUAUUUCUCGGGCUCUUCAUGUGCGAAAUGUUCGUUAAAAUGUAUGCCCUCGGGCCACGCAAAUACUUCAGUUCGAGUUUCAACCGAUUCGAUUGCGUUGUUAUCCUGGGCUCGAUAUUUGAGGUGAUAUGGUCGGCUGUUAAAUCCGGCUCAUUCGGUCUAUCCGUCCUGCGUGCCCUGCGUUUACUGAGAAUAUUCAAAGUAACAAAGUACUGGGCGAGCCUGAGAAAUCUCGUAAUAUCAUUGUUAAACUCAAUGCGCAGCAUCAUUUCACUUUUGUUCCUUCUCUUCCUCUUCAUACUCAUAUUCGCUCUACUUGGUAUGCAACUCUUCGGUGGACAAUUCAACUUUCCAUCAGGCACACCACCAACCAACUUCAAUACCUUUCCCAUUGCGCUGCUAACUGUCUUCCAAAUCCUAACGGGUGAGGACUGGAAUGAAGUGAUGUACCAAGGAAUCGAGUCACAGGGUGGACACAAAGGCGGGGGCAUGAUAUAUUCAUCCUACUUCAUUGUUCUUGUAUUAUUCGGUAACUACACGCUGUUAAAUGUGUUCUUGGCUAUCGCUGUCGAUAAUUUAGCGAAUGCUCAAGAACUAACAGCAGCUGAGGAGAAUGAAGAGGCGGAGGGUAAGGAAAAACAACAGCUAGAAAUCGACAAAGAAUUAGAGUCGUUACGCAUGCCAGGUGCAGCUUCAGCACCAAAAGUUGAGAUAUCACCACCUAGUCCUUCAGCAAAUUUAGGUAAAACUGGAAAACAGGCGUCCGAAGAGAAGAAACAGGAGGACGACGAUGACACGGGACCAAAACCAAUGCUGCCAUACUCCUCCAUGUUUAUAUUAUCUCCGACAAACCCUGUAAGAAGAGGGGCCCAUUGGGUGGUUAACUUGAGAUAUUUCGAUUUUUUCAUAAUGGUUGUAAUAUCUCUAUCAAGUAUUGCCCUUGCAACUGAAGACCCAGUAGACGAGCACUCAAAAAGAAAUACAGUAUUGAAUUAUUUCGAUUACGCGUUCACUGGUGUAUUUGCGAUAGAGAUGAUUCUCAAGGUCAUUGAUCUUGGAAUCAUGCUCCAUCCCGGCUCGUAUCUGCGCGAGUUCUGGAAUAUAAUGGAUGCCGUUGUCGUCAUAUGUGCUGUUGUAUCAAUGGGCUUUGAAGUGGGUGGUGGAUCUGCUGGACAUUUAUCAACAAUUAAAUCACUUCGUGUACUUCGUGUACUUAGACCACUGAAAACUAUAAAACGUGUGCCUAAAUUAAAGGCAGUGUUUGAUUGUGUCGUUAACAGUUUAAAGAAUGUCAUCAAUAUUCUCAUCGUGUAUAUAUUGUUUCAAUUUAUCUUCGCUGUCAUAGCGGUACAAUUGUUCAAUGGUAAAUUUUUUUAUUGCAACGACGCGAGCAAAAGAACUAAAGCGGAUUGCCAAGGUGAGUACUUCAUCUUUGAGGAGGACCAACUACUGCCAACGCCCAUGAAACGUAAAUGGCAGCCACAGAGCUUUCAUUACGAUAAUGUUAUGGCUGCCAUGCUGACAUUAUUUGCUGUACAAACCGGUGAGGGUUGGCCACAAAUUUUACAACACUCGAUGGCAGCGACUCACGAGAAUGAGGGCCCCAUUCAUAAUUUUCGAAUUGAAAUGUCGUUAUUUUACAUCGUAUACUUCAUCGUCUUUCCAUUCUUCUUCGUAAACAUAUUCGUCGCCUUGAUCAUCAUCACAUUUCAAGAGCAAGGCGAGGCGGAAUUGCAGGAUGGUGAAAUUGAAAAGAAUCAGAAAUCCUGUAUAGACUUUACAAUAGGUGCUAGACCUCUGGAGAGGUACAUGCCGAACAAAAGAAAUAGUUUAAAGUACAAAAUAUGGAGGAUAGUUGUAUCAACGCCGUUUGAGUACUUUAUCAUGAUUCUCAUCGUUUUAAAUACACUUUUACUCAUGAUGAAGUACCACCGGCAGAGCGAGCUGUACAAAUCCAUAUUGAAGAACAUGAACAUAGGCUUCACCGGGAUGUUCACCAUCGAAUGCAUACUGAAGAUCGCCGCUUUUGGGGUCAAGAAUUUCUUCAAAGACCCGUGGAAUACAUUCGACUUCAUCACGGUCAUCGGUAGCAUCGUGGACGCACUUGUAGUCGAAUUCGGGGAGAACUUCAUCAACGUCGGCUGUUUGAGGCUAUUUCGCGCCGCCAGACUGAUCAAAUUACUCAGACAGGGGUAUACUAUACGAAUUCUUUUGUGGACGUUCGUACAAUCAUUUAAGGCGCUGCCCUACGUCUGUCUUCUCAUCGCUAUCCUAUUCUUCAUCUACGCAAUCAUUGGCAUGCAGGUUUUUGGAAACAUCGCACUCGAUCCAGAAACAUCGAUCUACGAGCACAACAAUUUCCAGAGUUUCAUACAAGGUCUGAUGUUGCUGUUUCGGUGCGCAACGGGCGAAGCUUGGCCAAGUAUAAUGCUGUCUUGUAUAAAAGGUCGUAUCUGUGAUCCUAAAGCCAAACAAGAUGCUGAUGGCUGCGGCUCAAAUUUGGCGUAUGCCUACUUCGUCUCCUUUAUAUUUUUCUGCUCAUUUCUCAUGCUUAAUCUGUUCGUUGCCGUUAUCAUGGACAAUUUUGACUACCUCACACGCGACUCAUCGAUACUUGGUGCCCAUCAUCUCGAUGAAUUUGUUAGAAUAUGGGCAGAGUAUGAUCCCAAUGCUACUGGGAAAAUACAUUUCACGGAAAUGUACGAUAUGCUUAAGAAUAUGGAUCCACCACUGGGAUUCGGUAAUAAGUGCCCCAACAGACUUGCUUAUAAGAAACUCAUUAGGAUGAAUAUGCCGGUUGAUGAAGAUGGCAAGGUCGCUUUCACAACGACGUUCUUUGCAUUGAUCAGGGAAAAUCUCAAUAUUAAAAUGCGACCGGCGGAUGAAAUGGAUCGAGCUGAUGAAGAAUUGCGAGACACAGUCAGGGCCAUUUGGCCACUCCAAGCGAAAAAAAUGUUGGACCUUUUGAUACCUAGGAAAGAAGAAUUGAAUAAAGGAAAGUUAACCGUCGGUAAGAUAUACGCUGGCUUCCUGAUCCUCGAGAACUGGAGGACAACGAAAUUCGGUCAGAUUGAGUCGACUGAUCCUCAGCGUUCUUCUUUCUUCAACUGCCUGAUGGACAUGGCCGGGGUUAAUCACACGGGUAAUCAUCAUGGAAGCCGACUAAACAGUCUUGAGCCACCGGGUGUCGAUGGAAAGACUGAUGCUACCAAGGAGGGCAAAGAAGAAGAGGGAGCCCUUGGGGUUCUAGCUGCUGCCGAAAAAAGGCGUCAGCGUAGCAUCAGAAAUAAAAAGGUGAACUGGAAGAUGUCCCACCAGUACGAUAAACUAGGGAGCAGCGGAGAGAGUAGCCAGGGAGGGGGUGGGUCUGGGGUUGUAGUUAACGGCGAUGAACGUGGCCCCGAGUUAGAGCCAUUGCUGGCAGAGUCCUCCCAGGACCACUACCAUCAUCAUCAAUACUACGAUACCGACAAUGAUCAAUACUACCAUCACCAUCAUCAUCAUCACCGACCACCCUCGUACUAUCAACACCAGAACACCUACGCACCUCGCUCCUCAAUCCGUUACCUCAAGGACCUUCAGGAUAUCGUACCUAGUGAUUCAAGGGCGGGGAGCCUUGAGAGUCUCACACAAGGGGAUAGACUUCAUCCACAACAUGUGCAGCAUCCACCAAGACAUCAUUCACGCUCGCCAAGUUUGAGAAGACACUCACCAAUCCACAGAUCGCCAUCACCCUCUCGCCGAGCGCGAUUCGACCACCACCACCAUCCCUACCACGAAGGACCUGGUUUCAGCGACGCUGUCAGUAACGUCGUGGAAAUUCAAAGGCAUACACAUACACCUCAUCACUCACAAUACAAUCAUCGUCACCGAAUAAGAGACUAUUACGACCACUGCGACUAUUACGACGAUGCCCCAAAAAAAUCCCCAGGUCCCUGGAGUGCCUCAACGAGUCCAGCCCGGUCACCAAGUCCAGUCCACCGUAUGGACCACCGUGGCCACCACUACGGUACAACAUCCCUCGAGCAGAGAUCACGUAGUCCAAGUCCAAUAGGUGGACGUCAAUCAAGCCACCACCGCCAUCCCCAUCACCACCAUCACCAUCCCCAUCAGCACAGUUACCCAGUGCUGGUGACACGUCGUGGCCACGGAAGACGACUACCACCAACGCCAAAUAAGCCAUCAACAUUGCAGUUGAAGCCAGCAAACAUAAAUUUUCCAAAAUUAAAUGCCUCACCAACACAUGGUCCCCACCUGAUGCAGCAUGUGCCACCAUCAGUACUACCCCCUCAUGGCCCAUCAACAGCAUCUGGUGUACAUGUAUCGAGUAUGUCAUCAACUGUUCACUGUCCCUUGAGCUUCGAACAGGCUGUGGCAAUGGGCCGUGGUGGACGUUUACUACCAAGUCCAGUGCCCAAUGGCUACAAGCCACAGCCAACUGCUGGACAAAAACAGAGAACACCAAGAUCCAGACAUUCAGACAGCGAUGAAGAUGACUGGUGCUAGCCAAUGUGGGACCCUGGACGGUGGUCCAGUGAUGUGGACACUAAUUCUAGGGGCCUCAAGGCCUGUGCGUGACACCACAGGGACCGGUUUAUCAUUAUUUAUUCAUUAUUAAACCUCACUCUCAUUGUUAAUUUGUCAUUUUUUUAUCAAGUGAGAAAAAAUAAUAUUAUUAACGACAACUAUUUAUACCAUAUCCUUAAGCACGCUUGUCUCAUUGGCGUUUAAAGAUGACCGGAACGGGGUCUUCUAUUCUCUCCUCUUCUUCUCUCUCUAUUUAACGGGUUUCUACGUUUUAUUGUGUCACUCAUUUUAAUAAAUGAUAUUUUGCAUGAAACGGGAUUAUAUCCUUUAUGUGGGCACUCCCAUUGUGUAUAUACAUGAUACAUAAUGUGUAUAUAUGCGUAUAUGUAUUUCUGAUGAUGUAGAGAGCCAAUUUGAUGAUUAAAGUGUUUAAAUAAUUUUUUUUUCACUAUGGGCAGGCGAAUUACUCGAGGUGUUUUGAAUUUAUUGUUAAUAAUUUUUAGAGUUUUUUAUAGUGUCCUCGUAGUCCAAUCGUUCUACCCCCACUCAUAUACCUCCCACCAUUCGACAUUUUACCUCCGAAUAAACCCCUCCUCAUCCACUCCCCGACUCGGGAAAUAUAUACAGGAUACUUUUUAUACAAUUAAUAAAUUCACAAAUCGAGAUAUCCUUGCGGGGCUCAGGCGAAUUGGAUACUGAUUAUUUAAUUCAUUAAUUGUUCUAGAUUAAGAUUUGAUCGAUUAGGGAUGUCCAAGUGUUCUCAUUAUAUCAGAUAAAUUGUUAAUAAUUUGGCGAUUAUUUUACAUUAUUUAUCUUUUACGCAUAUGAAUUGAAAAAAGGUGUUGCUAAAUUCAACAAAAUGCAAAAUUCAAUUAAAAGACAAUUUUGUUUAAUUCCAACAGGUUACAGUUCUAGUUGAACAUUCAGAAUUUUUCUUCUUAUUCCUAUCACGUAUUUUGAUGGAUAAAUUUUAUUAGUAAAUAUGGUUGAACGACUGCCUGACGUCUAUGAAUUGUAGAAGACCCUUGGAUUUCCUUAAAACCUCAAUCGGUGCUGAUGAUAAUUGGUGUCAGCAAUUCACCUCGAGUUUUUCCCCACUGUUAAUACGUGAAAUUGUGUGAGCCGGAUUCUCACGCGAAGAAUUUACAUGAAAUAAUAAAUUGAAUUUAAAAAAAUCGAUAAUCGUGUCAGCGACGCGUCUCCGAUUAUCGUUCUGAAUAAAUAUUUAUUAAGUUAUUAUUAAUGAUGAUAAUGAAUAUAUGGUUAUAAGCGAUGAUGAAAGAAUCGAAGGAACAAAAGUGCUUACAAUGAUAACUAAAACAAAGACUUUAUUGAAAAAAUAAUAAUUUCUCCGCAUAAUUUAAUAGAUUUAAAAAUGAUACACUGCCGGCUCACCGGGGCCUGUUUACCGUUGAAUAGUUUAAUUAACUUGACAACUGACGGACGGCAAUGCGGUCUCGGUGAACGGAUAAUAGAAACAAUUUCCAGUAAAAAACAUUUUAAACUGAUAAAUGCAGAGAUUGCGUUGUUUGAGGGAAUUUUAUUAAUGGGUAUGUGGGAUGUGUACGGAUCGACUGUUCAGGUACCUGAACUUCGCGUUUUGAUGCCUUGAUUACUGAUGAGAUAUGUCUUUGUGUGAUUCGCAUCGUUUGAUUAUCACUCUCGUGUUUUCACUAUACUUUAAUGAAAAAAACAACAAAAGAAAGACACUAACAAAAAAUGAAUGAAUCAAUGAAAUAAGUUCUUUAGAAUCCUUAGUGUUGGUUCAGCGAUAGACCGACUAGGGGACAGAGAUUUCGGAGGGAGAGGGGGGGGGGCAGACGACUUUAAAUUUUUUUCCAAAAAAUAAAAAAAUUGUUUCCACGGACAUUUUUCCACCUGUGAAUUAAUUUCGGUGGAAAAAAAAACCAGACGCUCAUUCCUGGUGCGGUAAUCAGCACCCGCCAUUCAAUAGGCUAAUGAAGUUGAAAGACGCACUGGUGACGUUCAAUUAAUACUCCCCAGGGUUAGUGUACCACCAGCCAAUGAUAAUUGACCCAAAAUAAAUACUUAAUCUAAUUACUUAUAGUAGUUAAGAAUAUUUGAUUCCCGAGGACUGGGACGCGAUAAAGAUCAUAGGGUCGGUGCUUUAAGAAUGAAAAAUAGGGGAUAAAGACACGUGUUUAAUACUGCCAUUCGUACGAGGACUAUUUAAUCGGUUAUAUACCACGGAUUAAUAUUCCAUGUACUCUUACAAAUGAUGAAACCAAAUAUGAAAAUACCUUCUGUGUAGGUAGAUGCAUCACACUAGACAAUUAAUCGUGCGCUGUCUAGGUUUCAAAGGACGUUACGAGUGGAUGUACGUAUGUCAAUCUAUAGAACCAGAGUGAAUUAAUCGUGGACGUUUCGAAUUAGAAUUAAGUAGGCAUGUUCGCGCGGCUGCUGAAAUUGGUGACAUUUUAUUCUACUGAGGACAUCAUUCACGUUGGCGAAGGGGUGAUGUGCGAUGAGUGAAAUUUAUUUUUUCUUCCAUUUUCAUUUUCAUUGUUUCAAUGAUUUAUUAAUUUAUUUUGAUGGAUUUGAUUUGACAUUGUUACUGCACGUUUUUUUCCCGGGUACAUUUCAAGCGAUAUUUUUUAUUAAUAAUUUUGUAAAUAUUUUUUUCAGCGACUUUGGAAUGAAAAAUUGCUUAAAAAAUGAAAAAAAAACCCUCAGAUAGGAUGAAAAUUCGCUGGAAUUUUAGAGCAACGCAGAAAUCAUUUACUAAUAAACAGUUGAACAUCAGUAAAACAACAUUAUAAUUGUUUCUUGGUUUUAAUUAGACUGUAUUUUUUAAUAAUUUUUUCUAUUAAUGCUGCCGUAAUUAUGAUUCAUUCCUGCGACCGAGAGGCACCCCCCCCCCCCACCCCCAUUUUACACUCGAAUUUUAAAUAUUUUCUCCAACAACAGUCUCAACCUCGUGAACGUUCAUCCAAAUAGUGUGGUUCUUCCAUAAAGUGCUUUACAAACUCAAUUGUAUUUCAUUAAAAGGACGAAAAAAAUGGUAUAAAAAAAUCAUAAAUCCAGUGUAACGUGUCAACAGCCGUCGAGUUUUGUUGUGGAACACGCGAAAGCUUAAAAUAUUACGUAAAAAUAUUUUUCUGUGAUAAAUAUUUUAAAAUACCACAGGUCAUAGCGAAAGAAAAUCGCGCGCAAUGAGGUAUCAUCGCGAAAGAUAAAAUACAGUUAUCGUCCUCUCCCCCUCAUUUCGAUAGUGUUUAUAAUGCACGGCAUUGUUGUUAAUUAAACGCGUAAUUGCACGGGGAAUUUCGCGACGAGAGAAGUGAAAAGUGUUGGUGAAUAAUUGAGCAUACAGUUCGGUUUUCCUAUCAUGGCGUAAUGAUUGUUUGAAUAAAUCGUUGACAAUGCAUCAACUCUAGCUGGACAUACAGGCGAUCCGACCAAGUUAUACAAUACGAUGAAAAUAUUAUUAGACGAGGCAGAAUUCAUUAUCGAGAAGCAGAACCAUUAAGAGACAUUAUACAAAGUAUAAUGCGAAAACAAAAGACUCGUAGGUAAUUGCAUACAUAUUUAUUCUAUGCGCGUAAUACAGAGUGACUGAAGCUGCGCGACAGAGGAAAUUCAUAAAUUCGGUGUUGAAUAUUUCCACCUGAAGUUUUCGGUAGGAGAUUUUCGAAAUUCGAAGGCUCGGAUUUUUCACAAUCAAUAUUUUUCUAUUAAUUGUUGAAUGUUGAUGGAAAAUCGUGAGAAUUUUUUUCAUCAAUUCAUUUGAACUUAAAUAUUCAAGUGUUUCUGAGUUCUCUCAAAUUCUGAGUUCAAGAGGAUUGAACCUAAACAUUAAUUAAUAACGUAAAGGGAUGAAUUCAUUAAUCAAUCAUUGGCGAAUCAAAAAUUUAAUUUGACCGAAUGAAAUGCAAAAAAAAAUCUCCUAAAGGAUAAAUGAUGAGAACUCUCAAUGGACAAUUGAAUUAAAAGACCAGGGUAGGCAAAAAUGGCUACUUAAUUAAAAUUAUUAACUGUUUUAAAAAUUCUCCUUGAACUAUUUGAAGCUCACUAAUUUUUUAUGAAAUUCGAAAAUAAUUUUUAAUUCUAUAUUGGAAGUGGUAUCAUCACUCAAUCUCUCGCAACCACUGUAAACUUCGAGUAAUUCCUCGCUUUAAAGUGUAAUCCGUAAAUUUUUACCGCAUACCUAGUUAAAAAUCAUCCCUUAAGACGAAAAUAAGUAUUUCAAAAGCUCGAAAGAAGAAGUGCCGUUGCUUUGUAAAUUACUCAAACGAAUUAGAAUAAAAGAGGAAAAAAGGGGGUGAAUAUUCUCCCUGAUUAGACUCCUGGAAAAUAAUUCACGGCGUUCUGUUCAUCGGUGUCAUAAAAAUGGAGGCGAGAAAAAAAAACCUCGUGCGAACAAAAGCCAAGUGUCCGCUGAAUUCUAUUGACCGCGUGAAGAGAAAAGUUGAAUAAAAAUGACUAAUUGUGCAACUAAGGGGAAGAACGCAACAUCCUCGUGUAUACGACGAUUAAUAACUAUAAAUCAAGUUAAUUAAAAAAUUAAUUGUAAAAAUCACGAAGAAAUCCGUAAACCACAGUAACGGCUCCGAAAUUCGCUACUUAUCGAACGAUGAAAAUUAAAUGAACCACGAGAACAUCAAUCAAAGAAAACAAUAACUAUGACGGAAGUUCGCACGCGUAAAAAAAUGCCGAAAAAUGAAUGAAUUGAAAUAUCAGCGACUCAUCGAAAUCAAUGGGGCAUUUUCAACAAACACGAAGUAAUCAACGCAAUAUAGCUAGAAAAAUAAUUUCAACUCGUUUACAAAGCAGAAUAAUAAAACACACAUAUUCAUAAUAAAUUCCGAUUAACCAUCAAAAGAGUGAAAAUUAAGGAAACGCUGAAACCUAUCGACUAGUGAGAGACGAUUGAAAUUGAAUAAAUCGAUUAAAUGAUGAACAAACCACUGAAGGAAAGAAAUUUAGCAUUACGUAUUUCAUUACUUAACAAUUUAAUAAGGAUGAGAUGAUAAAGAAUAAUAAUUAUUUAAAACAAGAAAAAAAGCGUAAUUACGUUAAGGGUUUUUCUACUUAUCUAUAUAUAAAUAUAUAAAUAUUAUAAAUAAUUGAGAAUGCAGAUUAAUAUGGUAACACUUAUAAAUACACGUACAUACACACAUGGAUAUUAUAUAAAUAUAAAUAUGGUAUGAAUGGAUGCGUGACUGCAACUAAUACACUGACUAUAAAUCAAUUUAAUGAAAAAAAAAUACCACUUCAAUUUAUUUAAAAUAAAUUGAUAAAUACCCUGUCGAUAAUAAUUAUCACACUUUGUCACUAGACAUCAAGGAGAAAAUAUAAUGAGGAGACUCAGUAGAAUUUCAUACUUUUGCAAAUAAUCGACACUUCGAUCUCUAAAUAAUGAAAAAUAUUUAAAAUGCGCGUUACGUUAUGAAUAAUCGCAUGUCUAUUAUUUCUCCUUCCUCUCGUCGUUUUUAAUAACUCUUGUGUCAUCUCCCCCCCCCCCUCCCCCUUUACGUCUGUCGCCACUCUUUCUUGGAUCCCCCCCCCGCCCCACUAUCCUUACUUACUUUCAGUGAGUUUGAAUCUUGUGAUGUUUGUGCACCUGGCAAUCAAGGCUCGGUCGCUGAAUAUUAUUAAAUUCAAUUAAAUGUUCAGUGAUUAAAAAACUAAUGAAGAAACAAUGUAUUGGUAAGGGACAUUUGGUCAAUAUCUGGUGGCAGAUUGCGUCGAGAAUAACGAGGAAUAAGAAUUUAAUUAGUGAGCGAAAGAAUUUUUUAAUGAAUUUAAUGGAACUAAUAAGAAAAUUGAAUGGAAUUAAUAAGAAAAGGAAAUGUAAAAAACUCACGGCUUCAACAAUUGUUUGGUAAUUGGCGCUUAAGAAGUGAAAUUUAAAAAAUCAAUUUCGAUCUUGUCCAUUGACAAAAAAAAUGUAAAAUUACGCGAGGGAAGACAUUUUAGAAGAGUUGUAUCCUACGAAUCAUUAAAUUGUAAUAAAGUGUUGCCUUAAUAAUUAAUGUUGAUAGAAAAUGAUGAGUAAAAUUCGCAAGGAGGCAGGAGUAAUUUUCAAAUGAAAUAGAAAAACUAAUCAGCAGCAUCUGCACAAUUGAAUGGCCCAUUCUAGUCAUUUUCAACUCAUUAGAAUCAAAACUCAGAAUGUAGUUUAAAAUGAGACGAGCUGUAAUGACGAGCGGGUGAAAACCCAUCGGAGACGAAGAAAAAAAAUUAGAAUGAAGUGCGCAAAGAUUGAUGGUGGUUUGUGUCCUUGCGAGAGUGUCGUGUGACUGCGUUUCGAAAUAAAUAAUAAAUUAUACUAAAACGAGGAUGACUCUGUUCAUGUGUGUGCCGUGGUAAAGCUUCGGAUUUACGCGGCAGUCCCGUUGUUAUAAAAAUUUUAAUGAAAAAAAAAAAACAAUAUGAAAAUUUAAAUAAAUAAACCAUUGAAAGCUUUAACUUUGAAUAAACUUACAUUUAAAUAAACGGUAUAGUGAUGAAAUGGAGGGCUGGUGACUAAACGGUAACAUGAGAAAUAACUUUUCUUCUUCUAUUUUCAAUAGUCCAUUGUUUAGCUAAUGAAUGAAUUGAUAAUUCAAUGUAAAAUACAGUGGAGUAGAUGAGAGGGAUUUUGAGUGAAGAAAAAUUGUUUCUCAAAGAAAGAUUGUAACUUUAUAUAAAUAAAUAUUGUAUAGUAACGCGUAAGCCACUUCCUGUCGCUGGUUGAUAUUAUCGAGAGAUUUUCAGUGAUUGAUUUAAUAUAUAUUAGGGUAAUUAAUGGAAUUAUGGGGCGAUUGUGGAGGUGACUUACGCGUGAGCUUCGUUUAAUAUUAUUUUAUCAGAAAUUAAUAAAUUAUUUCAAAUGGUGGAAGUAUUAUUCUUUAACGACGCAUCUGCCGUAACGUACUAACGAUGAUACUUGGACAGUUUUGUGGAUAGGAGCUGAACAAAAGGUGUGAGAUAUAUUAUUAAUAGCCGAGUAUUAAAUUAUAUUUGAAUGCGGGAGGAUUGCGUUAUUCGGCAUGAUUGAGAGUGAGAGGUAUGAAUUUUAAGAGAAACGUAACAUGCAUUAUUAAAAACUAUGUAUUUAUGCAGUAUCGGAGUACCUACCUUAUACAUAAAUAUUAUGCAUAUAUAAAUAGCUAGUUCAAUUUGCAAAAUUAGUGUGUAUUGUCGCUUCGAUAAUGAAAAAAGAAAAUACCCAGUCAUUACUCGCCAGAAAUCCAAAACAAAUGAAAACCCAAGAACAAAACCAAUUUCAAGUUCAUUCUUUUUUUAAGGAAAGAAAAAAAACAAUAAAUAAUGUAUUAAAAUAUUUAA
Diachasmimorpha longicaudata is the source of this 14082-nucleotide messenger RNA. It is a transcript of the gene Cac, whose product is annotated as cacophony. The record is from RefSeq and is a predicted model, not a curated record. The transcript is spliced from 32 exons. NCBI's taxonomy places the organism in Eukaryota, Metazoa, Arthropoda, Insecta, Hymenoptera, Braconidae. Gene Ontology annotation, cellular component: voltage-gated calcium channel complex; membrane. Gene Ontology annotation, biological process: chemical synaptic transmission; calcium ion import across plasma membrane. The coding region runs from base 448 to 6768 and encodes 2106 amino acids. Gene Ontology annotation, molecular function: high voltage-gated calcium channel activity; calcium ion binding.